AUGUCAGCCACGCGCGUGCAGCUGCUGUCACCCAGAAGCCUCCGGCUUUUCAGCCCGGGGAGAACCGCGCAUGGGAAUGGCGGUGGUCCCAGGUUCCGCUCACUCACCUCCCCCUCCUCUUCUCUCGGCAGAGCCUUGUCCAGUUUGAGUUCUACGCGACGCGGACUCCCCAAAGAAAAAAUGUCCGAGAACGGGAUGAUGUCCCGACCCAAGGUGCUGACCAUCGACACCAUCAACCCCACCGUGAAGAAGGUGGAGUACGCCGUCCGGGGGCCCAUCGUGCAGCGAGCCGUGGAGCUGGAGAGGGAGCUCAGUGAGGGAAUGAAGAAGCCCUUCGCUGAGGUCAUCAAGGCAAACAUUGGUGACGCACAUGCCAUGGGCCAGCAGCCAAUCACUUUUUUCCGACAGGUGUUGGCACUGUGCUCGUAUCCCGAGCUGCUGAGCGACAGCUCAUUCCCAGAGGAUGCUAAAAGCAGAGCAUGUCGUAUUCUGAACUCCUGUGGAGGAAACAGUAUGGGUGCCUACAGUGCCAGUCAGGGCAUAGACUCUGUACGUCAGGAUGUGGCUCGUUACAUCGAGAGGCGCGACGGCGGCGUGCCCUGUGAUCCAGACAACAUUUACCUCACCACUGGGGCCAGUGACGGCAUUGUGACCAUGCUGAAGCUGCUGGUUUGUGGCGAAGGUGUGACGCGCACAGGCGUCAUGAUCUCCAUACCUCAGUACCCCCUGUACUCGGCCGCACUCGCUGAACUCGGUGCUGUUCAAAUCAACUAUUACCUUAAUGAAGAAAAGUGCUGGAGUCUGGAUAUCGAUGAGCUCCAGCGAGCUUUGAAUGAGGCUAGACUCUACUGCAACCCCAGAGCCCUGUGCAUCAUCAACCCUGGAAACCCCACAGGUCAGGUGCAGACCAGGGAGUGCAUAGAGGAUGUGAUCCGGUUUGCUGCCAAAGAGCGUCUCUUCCUCAUGGCUGAUGAGGUGUACCAGGAUAACGUGUAUGCUGAGGGUUGCCAGUUCCACUCCUUUAAGAAGGUUCUGUUUGAGAUGGGACCAGAGUACUCUGAAACAGUAGAACUGGCCUCGUUCCACUCCACCUCCAAGUGUUACAUGGGAGAAUGUGGCUUCCGUGGAGGGUACAUGGAGAUCAUAAACAUGGACGAUGAUGUAAAAGCCCAGCUGACCAAGCUGCUGUCGGUCCGUCUGUGUUCACCUGUUCCUGGGCAAGCUCUAAUGGACCUGGUAGUCAACCCACCUCAGCCUGGGGAACCUUCAUAUGAGCGCUUUAUUAAGGAACGCACAGCCACAUUAAGUGCCUUAGCAGAGAAGGCCAAACUCACCGAGCAGGUCCUCAAUACUGUGGACGGCAUCAGCUGCAAUCCUGUACAGGGAGCCAUGUACUCCUUUCCUAGGAUAACCAUACCUGAGAAGGCCAUUCAGGAGGCCAAGAAACUUGGUCAGCAGCCGGAUAUGUUUUACUGCAUGAAGAUGCUGGAAGAGACGGGAAUUUGCCUCGUUCCAGGAAGUGGCUUUGGCCAAAAGGAGGGAACGUACCACUUCAGAAUGACCAUCUUGCCACCAACAGAUAAGCUGAAGAUCCUGCUGAACAGCGUAAAGGAGUUCCACCAGAGGUUCACCCAGCAGUAUUCUUAAAUUAAUAAUGCCAACUACACUAAAAAGUCUAAGCCAAUCAGAAUAGAUCUGCAAUAGAAGUGCCUUUCCUACAUUGUCUCCUCUGUUGAUCCCUGUGACAAAGCACUUAUAGCCACGCACAUUUGGACUUUAAUGGAGCCAGUGUCAAAAAGGACUGGAAGAAAAUAAAAAAUGUAACUGAAGUUCAAAAAUAGACAGCCCUAUGUUAGCCUUGGUGCACAAAGUGCAGCUACCUGUAAUGUCUGUGAUGUUUAAUUUUGAAAGAUUGUAAAUACUUCCUUUGGGCAACAGGACAGCUAGUAACUUUUAAUGUGAAACUGAAAAAAGGCGGUACAGCUUAAGAAAAAGGUAAGCCAGCUUAUAAACUUGAGAAAAUGUUUAACCGAAUGAAAUGCGUCAUUCCUGCAGACUAAACAUGAUGGCGAGAAUAUACUCCAUGUCUCACAUGCAUGAUGUUUCAAUAGGCAUUAAUUUUAUAGAGUAAGGGAUGUAACAUGUUUCAUGAGUUUAUGAACUUAUUUGAGAUUUUUUUUUAGUUUUAAUUAGAUUUUUGGGCUUACGUUGUUUUAUUGUUUACUAUAUUGAAAGUUUAUUUUUUAAUCUUCUGGAUUCAAAUGGAGAAGGGUUGCAAUGUUUACUUGAUUUUGCCCAAUCUUGAAGCCUGUUAUACUAAAUAUUUUUUUUUACUUGAUUUUAUUUUCCUCAUUGAUUCAAAUAACAGCAUGUGUAUCAUCUCAUCUUCACUUUUUUUAAUUUUAGUUUACUGAGCCGAAGGAGAACGAUGACCAGUUCAACAGUUAACAUGAUUUUGUUCUAAAAGAACAGUAACUCCCUUUUCUUUCUUUUUUUAAUUUAUUUUUCCCUAUAAAGCAAAGAACCUCGGCAUAAUGAUGCAGGCCGAGGAGGUACUACUUCAGCCUGAUUUGGAUCAGAGGUUGUUGAGUUUCUCUAACAAACUCUUGAUUAAAAUUGCUGCACAACUGGGAUUAAAGAAGCACUUCACCGACUAAGACUCCAAUUUCAUCUCCUCCUGUUAGGAAGUGAAAGCGGUCUUCUUUCACAGAAAAAAAAAAUGAAUUACUUGUUUAAUUACUCUCACCCACCAUGUAGUUUAUGCCUCUUUUUUUUUUUUUUUUUAACAAUUGUUCAAAAGUCGAAAUGUAAUUUAAGCAUUUAUUUUUAUUUUCUUGUAAAGUUUUUUGCCCAGAUCUUUUCUUCUGAUUUGAUAUAACAGUGACUAACAAUUGUUCAGCAUUGUGUUUAGAUUGGCUUAAUGGGGAGUCUUUUUUUAAAAUAAAAACUCAACAUUUCCAAAGCUA
This is a messenger RNA of Cyprinodon tularosa, 2966 nucleotides long. It is a transcript of the gene gpt, whose product is annotated as glutamic--pyruvic transaminase. Gene Ontology annotation, molecular function: pyridoxal phosphate binding; L-alanine:2-oxoglutarate transaminase activity. The transcript is spliced from 11 exons. The coding region runs from base 1 to 1647 and encodes 548 amino acids. The record is from RefSeq and is a predicted model, not a curated record. Gene Ontology annotation, biological process: biosynthetic process. NCBI's taxonomy places the organism in Eukaryota, Metazoa, Chordata, Actinopteri, Cyprinodontiformes, Cyprinodontidae.